GACACCUCUUUGCACAUGGAGUCUGAUGCUGCUACACAGAACCUGGAAGCGCGGGCAGUGCAGGCCGAAGCCGGGGACCAGCGUGAUCUCAUGGCCGAGGAUGAAGAGGACAUUGCUGCAUGCAGACUGGAUGUCAGCUCGGAGUCCUUUGACCCGCUCCUGGCUUUGUACACCCCGCACACCCCGCUGCCAUUCCCCAAUGUGCGCUGCUUCAACAACCUGGCGGAGUAUGAGAGCUUCCUGCGGGGAGGGGGCCGGGGGAGAGCCCGGGGACAGGGCACCAAGAAGGCAAGCCGCAAGGGCAAGCAGGCCCCCGACCCUGGGCGGAUAGAAAGGCUCAAAAAGCUGAUGCUGCCGGAGGAGGAAGGAGCUACCCCACCCAAACCCAGGAGGAAAAAGACCCCCAAAAAUGUGCUGACCCGCAUGCCAUUGCAUGUGGGUAGUCCCUUGGGAGAGCUGAAUCGUUGUAUCCAAGACAGAAUCCGAAUUAAAGUCCAUAUUCGAACAUUCAAGGGUCUUCGUGGUGUUUGCUCUGGGUUCAUUAUCGCCUUUGACAAAUUUUGGAAUAUGGCAAUGGUAGAUGUGGAUGAAACCUACAGAAAGCCAGUUCUGGGAAAGGCAUUCUACAAUGAGCCUCAACUGACUUUAAACAAGUUGUUUGAAGGGUUGAAACUCCAGGAAUCAGGCUUACAAUCUACAGGAUCUGGAGAGGAUACAUCAAAGAAACAGCUUUUUCCCCAAACUCACCCUACAGAUGGAAAAAGUAAAGAAAGCCGCAAGUUAUCAUCCAAACCAGAGACUUCUUCGUAUUCAGCUGACAGUGCCAGUUGGACACCAGAAGAAGAUAAAAAGGAGAAUACUGGGAAGAAACAGCAGACUAGACAUCGGAAGAAGAAGGUGGAUUAUCAGCAGGUGUUCACGCGGCACAUAAAGCAAGUUUUUAUUAGAGGAGAAAAUAUAUUACUAAUCAAUAUUGGUGACUAAGCAGCAGUCAUAGCUGAUUAUAGCAAGACAAACACUGCAGGUGCAUGUGCUCAGACCUGCAUAGGAGAGGAUAGCAUUCUUUUACAGGGGAAGGGAUUAUCACGUUACCCAUGGAUUUAGAUGAGAGCCUAUUCUAGACAUAUUUCACUCCCCUCCUUGACAUUGAUGGAUGCUGCAGACUCUGCAACUUGGCAUAAUCUACUACUUUCCACUUGGUGGCACAAGUGUGACUUUGAAAUUCUGCAUUCUGAUUGAAGCUUAGGCAUUCCAGGAAUGUCUGUAUUUACUCUGAGUGCGAUGCCUUAACAUAUUUUUUUUUAUUUUUUAUUAAGUGCCUACCAUGUGUUCACUGCUUCAAAAAAACACAGAGAGUAAAUUAGAUUAUGGUAUUUUUUUUAUUGAAAUAAAAUCUUAAAAUGUGAA
Pelobates fuscus (common spadefoot toad) is the source of this 1407-nucleotide messenger RNA. It is a transcript of the gene LSM11, whose product is annotated as LSM11, U7 small nuclear RNA associated. The coding region runs from base 16 to 984 and encodes 322 amino acids. Gene Ontology annotation, biological process: mRNA 3'-end processing by stem-loop binding and cleavage. Gene Ontology annotation, cellular component: U7 snRNP. Lineage: Eukaryota; Metazoa; Chordata; Amphibia; Anura; Pelobatidae. Gene Ontology annotation, molecular function: U7 snRNA binding. The transcript is spliced from 4 exons. The record is from RefSeq and is a predicted model, not a curated record.